Messenger RNA from Triticum aestivum (bread wheat), 706 nucleotides. RefSeq lists its product as uncharacterized. The record is from RefSeq and is a predicted model, not a curated record. Lineage: Eukaryota; Viridiplantae; Streptophyta; Magnoliopsida; Poales; Poaceae.
GGGCGUGAUUGGUUGCUUUCGCUGUCGGGCCUGGCUCAGAGAGGAAAACGAGCCAGGCUGAGCAGGGCCAGGAUAAGAAAAACAGGGCCAAAAACAUGGAUGACCAUUUGAUUGGUUGCCUGCAUUAGGAGUCUUGUCAUCAAGAUGCAAUAUUCACCCGGCGUUUGGUUGCAUACAUGCAUAUGAUUACCGGCGUUAACAACAAAACUUAACAGCCAUCAUGUUGGGCUUCACAUUUCGUCAAACACUUUGAGCGCGUCGGAGCUUCCACUGCCCAUCGUGCCCACCACCAGCUCCCGGCGACCGUGGACGCGCCCGACUCGUGGCCGUGGCCGCGCCCGGCUCGCCGCGGUCGUGGACGAGCUUCAGCUGGCCAUUGUUGAGGAUCUUGCCGCGCCUGAAAAUGGCUGGCAUGGAUGUCGUGCUGACGGCGACCGCCCAGCAGAAGAGCGAGGCGGCUGUGGCGCGUGGUGCGCGCCGUGCUCUGCAUGCUACGGCGUGGGCUGCUACCGUCCAGCGCAAGCUGGCCAUGGACCUCGGCCUCCUCCGCCGCUGCAAGAAAGCCGGCAAGGCCCUCGGCGGCCUUUCUUCGGCGAGGUCGUCGUCCUUCUCGUGCCAUGCACUCGACCCGGCCCUCGCGGUGCACGAGCCCUCGCGCGGCCGCCGCGAGGUCGAGUUCAGCUGCAGCAACACCCCUUUCUCCGCC